CUCUCUCUCUCUCUCUUCGUGUGUGUGUGUGUGUGUGUGUGUGUGUGUGUGUGUGACAGAGAGUGAGGGACGUAGAGAAAGUCAGUGCGCUCGGUGCAGUGUUCACAGAUUGAGAGAUUAAGGAUUAAGCGGCAGAAUGAAAGCGACGAAACUUUAGAAGUAGAGAAUGGGGUGUGUACAGUGUAAGGAUAAGGAUGAGCCGAAGCUAGCAGAAGGUGAUGGCUCUAUGACAUUCCCGACUGGACACGGUCACUUUGAUUCUGCUCAUCAUCUCAGCCCCGCCUUCGGAGCAGCGUCCAUCCCAAACUACAACAACUUCACAACAUCCGGAUCUUCACUCUCUGUGUUCGGGGGAGCCAACAUACACACACAGACACACACCGGAGUCCUACACACACAACGAGCUGCAGGAGUCACUCUGUUUGUAGCUCUGUAUGAUUAUGAGGCUCGGGCUGAAGAUGAUCUUACUUUUAGGAAAGGGGAGAAGUUUCAGAUCAUUAACAACACUGAGGGUGACUGGUGGGAAGCGCGCUCUCUCACUACAGGAGGAAGCGGUUACAUUCCCAGUAAUUACGUCGCUCCAGUUGACUCCAUCCAGGCUGAGGAGUGGUAUUUCGGUAAACUGGGUCGGAAGGAUGCAGAGAGGCAGCUCCUUUCUCCAGGAAACCAGCGAGGCUCGUACCUCAUCCGGGAGAGUGAGACCACCAAAGGUGCGUUCUCUCUGUCUAUCCGAGACUGGGAUGAGGUUAAAGCUGACCAUGUAAAGCAUUAUAAGAUCCGUAAGCUGGACAGUGGGGGUUAUUACAUCACCACACGCUCACAGUUCCAAACGCUACAGCAACUCGUCCAGCACUAUUCAGAGCGUGCAGCAGGUCUGUGUUUCCGAUUGGUUUCCCCGUGUCACAAAGGGAUGCCCCGCCUCACUGACCUGUCAAUGAAAACCAAAGACGUGUGGGAGAUCCCGCGUGAAUCCCUGCAGCUCAUAAAGCGAUUGGGCAACGGCCAGUUCGGGGAGGUCUGGAUGGUGCAUGCGGAUGGUCUGUGCUAUCAUUUAAGCGGUGUGUGUGUGAGCUACACACCAGAAACGGUGGGUCUUACACAUGACACCUGGGAAAUUGCUCGUGAGACUCUACAGCUGGACGUCAAGCUUGGAGCGGGAUGUUUUGCUGAUGUCUGGUGUGGAACAUGGAAUGGAAACACCAAGGUAGCGGUGAAGACCCUGAAACCGGGCACCAUGUCCCCCGAGUCGUUUCUGGAGGAAGCUCAGAUCAUGAAGAAUCUGCGUCACGAUAAACUGGUGCAGCUCUACGCCGUCGUCUCUGAGGAGCCCAUCUACAUUGUCACCGAGUACAUGAGCAAAGGAAGUCUGCUGGAGUUCCUGAAGGGCGCGGAAGGACAAGUUCUGAAGUUACCCAACCUCGUCGACAUGGCCGCCCAGGUAGCUGGAGGAAUGGCCUACAUUGAGAGAAUGAACUACAUCCACAGAGACCUGCGAGCCGCCAACAUCCUGGUGGGAGAAAAUCUGGUGUGUAAAAUUGCAGACUUCGGUCUCGCCAGACUCAUCGAGGACAAUGAGUACACCGCUCGCCAAGGUGCGAAGUUCCCCAUCAAGUGGACGGCUCCCGAGGCGGCGCUUUACGGAAAGUUCACCAUUAAAUCAGACGUCUGGUCCUUCGGCAUCCUGCUCACAGAACUGGUAACCAAGGGACGAGUACCGUAUCCAGGGAUGAAUAACAGGGAGGUGUUGGAGCAGGUCGAACGCGGUUACCGUAUGCAGUGUCCCAUAGACUGUCCAGCAUCUCUGUACGAGCUCAUGCUGCAGUGCUGGAAGCAGAACGCAGAAGAACGUCACACCUUCGAGUACCUGCAGGCCUUCCUGGAAGAUUACUUCACCGCCACCGAGCCGCAGUACCAACCCGGAGACAACUUAUGAUCCUGCCCACAGCGCCUCCCCCCUUCGGCCCAGAGACGGCGUCACAGCUUCCUUUAUACUUGCGAUUAUCUCCAGCACAGAAGAAGCUCCAGACUGAAGCAGAUCUGAAGGAGGAGCCGCAGGGGGGUGGAGGAGGGUGGAGAGAGUGAAGGGAAUUCUGGGUAAUUUAAGUCUUGUCAACCUGAUGGAAGGGUUUUUUUUGUGUGUGGUUAUUAGUGAACAGAAUUGUGGGUAAGAAUGUGAUUUAAGGUGUUUUUUGAGCACAGCGCCCUCUUCUGGUUCGAAGUUUAUUUAAGCAGCUUAACUUCUCAACUUUAGUGAGAGGAAUUGUGGGUAAUGUGUGUGCUCAAGUACAGACAGAUAAUGCCCAAAGACCCCGUUAUGCAAUGGCGCCUUUGUUGUUUUGCUUUUUUUCUUUUCGUUCUGUACGCUAAUGCUAACAACAAAAUCUAAGUUUAAAAAUAAUAUAAGUUGCAUUGUUUUUAGCCAAAUGUAUAAGAGAAGUUUUGAUUUUAAAACCACUGUUUAAGUGUUAUUUUACUUCCUGGGCUCAGGUGUUAAUGAUCGUGUGACCGUGAUGAGGGUCACACUUCCUGUGAAACAAUUUCAAACACCAACUCACUAAAGGCUUCACCUUUUCACUCUUCUUUGCUUCUUUAUUUUCCUUGGUGAUUUGUUUGGACUGCCACAAGGGGGUGCUGUUUAAUAUCUCACCCUCGUCCACUUCCCCUAACAAUCUCUAGCUGAUGUGGCCUAAUCACUGCUCUGCUAAGUGGCUAGCUGGAGGAUUUUAAACCUGACCUGGACAAUCGUAUGGUCCUCUCCGGAAAUAUCUGACCGCUUGUAUUUACACCAGAAACGGCUGUACAAGACCACAUAUAUGCAUUCUGGGUAAUUUUUGUCUGAAGAGAUGUCUGAAGGGUACUCAAUUAAGGGAAAGUGAAUGAGGGAACGUUAAAUAUGGGCCUCGUGUCAUUUGACCUGCUUUUAUAUUACACUUUGUUGCAUGUUGUUGUUUUUUUAAAAUAAAUUUGCAAAUUUUAAAUAAAACAAAUAUUUUACACUCUUUUACA
Molecule: messenger RNA, 3006 nt
Organism: Hemibagrus wyckioides
Lineage: Eukaryota; Metazoa; Chordata; Actinopteri; Siluriformes; Bagridae
Gene: fynb
Product: FYN proto-oncogene, Src family tyrosine kinase b
Exons: 13
Coding region: 167-1933 (588 amino acids)
Biological process (GO): cell surface receptor protein tyrosine kinase signaling pathway; cell differentiation; T cell receptor signaling pathway
Cellular component (GO): extrinsic component of cytoplasmic side of plasma membrane
Molecular function (GO): signaling receptor binding; non-membrane spanning protein tyrosine kinase activity; ATP binding
Source: RefSeq, a predicted model, not a curated record